GAAAUGAAUUUAUCAUUUCGACUAAAAUCGGGUCUAUUCAUUUUAAUAAAUUAUAUAAUAUUGUCAACAUUAUUUUGUAAUGUAAAAACAACAUUAUUUUGUGAUGAAAACUUUCCUGGUGAUUUAAGACAAUUUUGUGAAAAAAUGGAAGCUGGAAAGAAUAAUACUCGAGACCCAAAUUUGCCGCAAGGAGGAAGGGACCUACCUGACGAUAGAAAAGAAUUGCGAUGUGUAACGUUAAGCUGCUUUUGCCCUGCACUUAAUGGUAAAAAAGAUGGGACAGUAAAUGGUUGUAAACUUCCUAACGGCAAUAAACUUGGAAAAUGUAUUAGAUACGAAAUGAGAAUGUUGACAGAUGAACAGAGACAAGCUUAUGUAAAUUAUAAAUUAAAUUAA
This is a messenger RNA of Meloidogyne enterolobii, 396 nucleotides long. Lineage: Eukaryota; Metazoa; Nematoda; Chromadorea; Rhabditida; Meloidogynidae. The record is from the annotation of a GenBank genome assembly.